This is a messenger RNA of Suillus bovinus, 483 nucleotides long. RefSeq lists its product as uncharacterized. The coding region runs from base 1 to 483 and encodes 160 amino acids. The record is from RefSeq and is a predicted model, not a curated record. The transcript has 2 exons. NCBI's taxonomy places the organism in Eukaryota, Fungi, Basidiomycota, Agaricomycetes, Boletales, Suillaceae.
AUGUCUAACUUAUAUUGCUGUGUCUGUCGACGACACGGAGGGAGACAUGUGCAAAUCAGGCGCACUACUUACUACGACCACCUGCGUGAAGCAGAGACUGACGAGGAACGCGAGCAAAUCAUUAAUGCACAGGACGAUCCUGAGGCCAUCCAGCUGAUUCGUAAAUACCUGAGCAAGCGGUGUGCCAGUGCAACUCAUGCUCCUCCUGGAAAACGCACUUGCACAGCCAGUCCACAUCAUCAAAACGACGAGCCUCAUCAGCCUCAAAACGACGAGCCUCUGCAGCCUCAAAAUGACGAGCCUCCGCAUCCAACAAAUGAUGAGCCUCAUCAGCCUCAAAACGACAAGCCUCCAUAUUCACCAGAUGAUGAGAACCUGCAGCCUCGAGACAAUGAGCCUCCGCAUCCACCAAAUGAUGAGCCUCAUCAGCCUCAAAACGACGAACCUCCACAUCCACCAGAUGACGAGAACCUGCAGCCUUGA